Histoplasma capsulatum G186AR is the source of this 1548-nucleotide messenger RNA. Its product is annotated as UDP-N-acetylglucosamine pyrophosphorylase. The transcript has 3 exons. Gene Ontology annotation, biological process: UDP-N-acetylglucosamine biosynthetic process. NCBI's taxonomy places the organism in Eukaryota, Fungi, Ascomycota, Eurotiomycetes, Onygenales, Ajellomycetaceae. Bases 1 to 1548 code for a protein of 515 amino acids. The record is from RefSeq and is a predicted model, not a curated record. Gene Ontology annotation, molecular function: UDP-N-acetylglucosamine diphosphorylase activity.
AUGUCCAUGCCCAUGUCAAAUAUCAACGACCACCUCCACCUUGGUGGAAAGGAAGACCCAGCUCUACCCCGCGAGCCAACGCGGGAUGAGGUCAAUGCCCUGAAACAAAAAUACGAAAAUGCAGGACAGGAGCAAGUGUUUGCCUUCUUCGAUGAGCUGAAAUCUACCGAAAAAGCCCAACUCUUCCAGCAGCUUUCCAAGUUCGAUCCAAACCGCAUCAACGAGCUUGCCAACAAAGCACUCAACCCUGCUGCCGCCUCACAGGACGGUAAAAAAGCCACCCUCGAACCUCUACCAGAAUCUUCGACGGCAUCCAUGAUCGAUUCAGAUACCGAUUGUCUACCGCGAUUCUACGCAUCCGGGUUACAAUUGAUUGCCGCCAACAAGGUAGCCGUUGUGCUGAUGGCUGGCGGCCAGGGAACUCGGUUAGGCAGCGCUGCUCCAAAGGGUUGCUUUGAUAUUGGGCUGCCAAGCAAAAAGUCGCUUUUCCAGAUACAGGCGGAGAGAAUUAUAAAGCUGCAAAAAUUGGCCCGGGAGUCAUCUGGUAAAGAUAACGUGGUUAUUCCGUGGUAUGUAAUGACCAGUGGGCCAACUCGACAGCCAACCCAGUCGUUCUUUGAGGAGCAUAACUUCUUUGGCCUGGAUAAGAAAAACGUUAUAAUCUUUGAGCAAGGCGUGCUACCCUGCAUAUCUAACGAAGGCAAAAUAUUAAUGGAAAGCAAGUCAAAGGUCGCCGUGGCACCUGACGGUAAUGGUGGCAUAUACCAAGCGCUUUUAACGUGGGGCAUCCGAACAGACAUGAAGAAUAGAGGCAUCGAGCAUAUCCAUGCUUACUGCGUCGACAAUUGCCUUGUGAAGGUUGCCGACCCUAUCUUCCUCGGUUUUGCGGCAUCCAAGGGAGUUGACAUCGCUACUAAAGUCGUACGCAAGCGGAAUGCUACCGAGUCUGUCGGCCUGAUCCUGUUGAGAAAUGGAAAGCCAGAUGUUGUGGAAUACUCCGAAAUAGACAAGGAAACUGCUGAAGCCCAGGAUCCGAAACACCCUGAUGUCCUCAAGUUCCGUGCAGCGAAUAUUGUGAACCAUUACUACUCAUUCCAUUUCCUCGAAUCCAUCGAAGUCUGGGCACCCAACUUGCCACACCAUGUUGCUCGCAAGAAAAUCCCUUGCAUCGAUACUAAGACAGGGGAUGUCAUUAAACCCGAGAGACCCAAUGGGAUCAAAUUAGAACAGUUUGUUUUCGACGUAUUUCCAUUACUACCCCUUGACAAAUUUGCAUCCAUUGAAGUUAAGCGGGAAGAUGAAUUUUCGCCAUUGAAAAACGCUCGGGGCAAAGGGGAGGAUGACCCCGAUACCAGCAAGAGGGAUAUCAUGCGCCAGGGUGCGCGGUGGAUUCGAGCUGCAGGCGGCGUUGUCGAGGCUGAAUCGGAUGAAACGUCUGGCGUUGAAGUUUCUCCUCUGAUAAGCUACGCUGGAGAGGGACUGGACUUCCUGAAAGGUAGAACUAUCAAAGCACCAGCGGUAAUUGAACGCGAGACUGCAGGCGCUUGA